Messenger RNA from Amborella trichopoda, 1444 nucleotides. RefSeq lists its product as uncharacterized. Gene Ontology annotation, cellular component: nucleus. Gene Ontology annotation, molecular function: RNA binding. Lineage: Eukaryota; Viridiplantae; Streptophyta; Magnoliopsida; Amborellales; Amborellaceae. Gene Ontology annotation, biological process: regulation of DNA-templated transcription; DNA alkylation repair. The record is from RefSeq and is a predicted model, not a curated record.
AUGGUUUUACAUGACGGUGGGAACAGAGUGUACAUGCCACCGCGGGAGUAAAAAAUAUUUUUUAACUCUCUUCAACUGAUACUAUAAAUAGUCCCGCCUAUUAAGCCUUCAGACUAGAAACGAAGUUUUGUUACUCUUAAGUCUUACUCAAGCCCAUGUAGAUGAUCAUUUUAAGAUCUUUUUCCAGAGUGGAACAAGUAUCAAAGGUUUCAAAAGUUAUUUAUGAAUUACCAAAGCUUGUAAGCUCAUUUCAGGGUUCCAAUUACUAUGGCAAAGUUUGUUUGAGGAAAAUGGGGGAUAUGAAGGAUGUAGUGAAUGCAAUGGAUCAGAGCAAGAAGAGGAGAGCUGUGAGAGCAGUUUGGAUGCCGCUCAGUGCUCACUUGAGUUCUUCGGAAGACUUGGGAAUCGAUAAAUCCAUAUUUAUCAAUCCAAAAACAUUUCAUUUGACUGUUCUCAUGCUUAAAUUGUGGAAUGAGGAACGCGUUGCUACAGCUGCUGAGGUUUUACAGAAAGUCUCUCCAAAAGUGAUGAACGCUUUGAAAGACCAUCCAAUUUCCAUCAGGUUGAAAGGGUUGGAAGUGCAUUGUUUCUCUCAUGUACAGGACUGCAUGAGAGGUUCAGUUUCAGAAGCCUGUGUUUUAUAUACUCCAGUUGAGGAGAUUGGUGGCGAGGGUCGCUUGAUGCGGGCUUGUCAAGUCAUUAUUGAUGCCUAUGUGAAAGCUGGCCUUGUUCUCCAGAAGGAUGCGUGCCAAAAGUUGAAGUUGCAUGGGACAGUCAUGAAUGUAAAGUUUAGGAAAAGGACGACGAGAACGAGGAAGAUCGGUUCCUUUGAUGCUCGCGACAUUUUCGAACGAUAUGGGUCUGAAGAGUGGGACUUGGGAAUCGAUAAAUCCAUAUUUAUCAAUCCAAAAACAUUUCUUUUGACUGUUCUCAUGCUUAAAUUGUGGAAUGAGGAACGCGUUGCUACAGCUGCUGAGGUUUUACAGAAAGUCUCUCCAAAAGUGAUGAGAGCUUUGAAAGACCGUCCAAUUUCCAUCAGGUUGAAAGGGUUGUUGCAUGGGACAGUCAUGAAUGUAAAGUUUAGGAAAAGGACGGUGAGAACGAGGAAGAUCGGUUCCUUUGAUGCUCGCGACAUUUUCGAACAAUAUGGGUCUGAAGAGUGGGGUGAGUAUGUGAUUGGUGAGGCGCAUUUAUCGCAGAGGUUCAAGUAUGAACGAAGUGGCUACUAUCAUCGUUGCGCUUCAAUUCCCUUCCCUUAGAGCCUGGAAGAUUAAUAGUUCUUUUUUUUUCUUUUUCUUUUUAUUUACGUGUUCAAUAAGUGUUUUUAUUGGGUAGUGUUUGAAUUAGGAUUUUGUCUCUCUUACUGUAUGGAUUGUAAAUCAGAUUAUGCAAUUAUUUUAUUUUCAAAGAAGAAAAAUCUAAUUGUGUUUUUCAUUUCUUGAUG